Molecule: messenger RNA, 183 nt
Organism: Prunus armeniaca (apricot)
Lineage: Eukaryota; Viridiplantae; Streptophyta; Magnoliopsida; Rosales; Rosaceae
Source: the annotation of a GenBank genome assembly
AUGGAGUUGAAGAACUUCUUCGCGUCUGAGAGGUUGGCGGAGGUGAAGGGGGGUUUGAGAUUUGGGGAUUGCGGGUGCUGUGAUGGGUCAUGGGAGGUUUACUCCUUUAGGUCCGUUAUUGACAUUGUUAGCGCUAGAGCCCGGUUUUUCGCAAUGGCCCAAAAUGAAAAGCCUGGAUGUUGA